AUGAUUUUUGAUGGUGUCAAACAACUUUCGAAGAACACAAGAAGGAAGUUUCAUCAGCUCCCCUCCGUCUCUGCAAAAAGCAUCAUCGUACAGAUUUGCCAAGUAGAAGGAAGCUUCAUGGAUGAUGGUCCUCGGGGAAUAGAGAUUUUCCAAGAUCAUUUUCAAGUUCCAACAUCCGUUGCAAACACUUCUCAAACAAGCACUUCCACUUUUUCAGAUUCGAGGACUAAUAACUCUUUGAGGUCCCAUAGCCGUUUGUGGGCUCGAAGAAAAUUACAAAGCGCUGCAUCAAUGUUGAGCUUAUUCAGUUUAAAAGGUCUACCUUGGGUGUCUGGCGCUGGUGGUCAGGAUAAGGUUGUAUUAACUGCUACAGAAGUAGAGUCCCUUCGUUCCGAAGUUGCUGAUUUAGAAGAGAGAGAAGCUCAUUUGAAAGCACAGUUGGAACAUCUUGAUGAAAUUUUGCGUUCUGCUCAUCUGUCAGGCUAUUUGGAUAUGCGGACUAGAUGGGCAGCACUACCUGGGGAACCUCCUCCUAUUGAUGAUACUGAAGUUGACGACUGGCUUCCACGUUUUGUUGUUCUUCAUGGAUCAUGCAUCUUCCUGUAUUUGCUGUCCACAGAUUUUAGUCCUCAGGACUCCACCCUAUUAUCUGAUGUUGUUGAAGUAGGUCCCCUGCCAUCAUUCACACGAGAAGAUGAGGAAGUUCGAUAUUGCUUUUAUAUCUUAACUCGUCAUGGGCUGCGUUAUGAAUGCUCAAGUCUCUCUAAAAUACAGGUGGACUCUUGGUUGACGACAUUACAAGUCGACUGCAAAUUGGGUUCUGAUACAACUCUUGAGGAUUCGAGAAAGACGUGACAAUGGUAAUAUCAUUGGCAAAUUUGUAAUUGUACACUGUAAAUAGGUCCAGAAUGUAAAGCAGUACCUUGGAAUCUGAUAGUAUGAAGUUGAAAGUAAUUUCCAAGGAAAUAAUUCAUUAUGCUUUGUACAUAGCGUAACGCUCUUGUAGAAGAAGAAGCCUUGCUGUAUUUACUGAUAUAAGCGACAAUAGUUCUCGGAACUAGGAGAGCUACACCGUCAAGCUGUAUUUUUGUUGAGCACUGAACUGUGCGUUUCUAGCAUUUAAACCAUAUCAGGCCUUUAUGCACUACUUGUAGAAAUGCCCAUUCAAACAAACUCUUGAACGGUAGCUGUUGGAACUGGUACUGUUUGGUUUUGAUAGGUAGCUGUGGCUUCCACUCUAGGUUCCGCUGUGUAAGGCAGUACUUUGAGAGUUGAGUAGCACACAC
Ilex paraguariensis (yerba mate) is the source of this 1286-nucleotide messenger RNA. Lineage: Eukaryota; Viridiplantae; Streptophyta; Magnoliopsida; Aquifoliales; Aquifoliaceae. The record is from the annotation of a GenBank genome assembly.